This is a messenger RNA of Aphanomyces invadans, 813 nucleotides long. RefSeq lists its product as hypothetical. Gene Ontology annotation, molecular function: actin filament binding. Bases 111 to 590 code for a protein of 159 amino acids. The record is from RefSeq and is a predicted model, not a curated record. NCBI's taxonomy places the organism in Eukaryota, Oomycota, Saprolegniomycetes, Saprolegniales, Verrucalvaceae. The transcript has a single exon. Gene Ontology annotation, cellular component: cytoplasm; actin cytoskeleton. Gene Ontology annotation, biological process: actin filament depolymerization.
AGUUGCUGCUGGAGCCACCCCCGAGUGCAGCACUUGUCGCGAUGGGGGGAGGUAGAUUUCGGUUGAUGAGGAUAUUAUCCGGACGAUGUGGAGGAUCCAUUUGAACGAGGAUGGCGGAACCGCACACCAAGACGGCGGGCGUCCCGUUGCAGUAUGCAAAUGCUGGUGCGUCGACGGGGCCGAUCCAUCCGACGGAAGAGGCUGUGGCUGCGUUCAAGGACAUCAAGAUGAAGCGCAAGUUCCGCUUUGUCUUUUACCGCAUUGACGGGGCGCAGAUUGUGGUGGACAAGGCGGGGCCGCCGACUGGCACCCACGUGGACCUGAUGGCCGCGCUGCCGCACUCGGACUGUCGCUAUGUCAUCUACGAUCAUGACAUUCUACUUCCCGAUGGACGACGCAGCUCCAAACUGUACUUUCUCUUUUGGGCGCCCCCCGCCGCGCCGCCCAACAGUAAGAUGGCGUACUCCCACGGCAAGACUGCCUUUCGCGCCCAUUGCGACGGCUGCCUCGACAUCAACGCAAGCGAGAUCGUGGACGUUCAAUCUGCGCUUGGUCUUGCCACCGAUGACGAUGACGACGACGAGUUCUAGCCCAUUUAUGACAUGUCUCGACUCUUUGCUCGAUUUUCUCAUCCGUGCGCCAUGGCAUCGCUUGGGGACAAAUUACUCAGCAGAGGUGAAAACGUCCAUUAUGAAAUGCCAACGUUAAAGUUCGUUGCGCUGCUCACUCUGACACCGACGUGAGUCUGUUCAAAGGGGUCGUCGGCUUUGCCAUCGACUGCAGCAGCAUUUUCUCCCGUAAGGCGCAGAAGAG